Molecule: messenger RNA, 3922 nt
Organism: Vanrija pseudolonga
Lineage: Eukaryota; Fungi; Basidiomycota; Tremellomycetes; Trichosporonales; Trichosporonaceae
Gene: RGR1
Product: Mediator of RNA polymerase II transcription subunit 14
Exons: 6
Coding region: 88-3876 (1262 amino acids)
Biological process (GO): regulation of transcription by RNA polymerase II
Cellular component (GO): core mediator complex; mediator complex
Molecular function (GO): transcription coregulator activity
Source: RefSeq, a predicted model, not a curated record
UCCACUCGCCUCCUCCUCCUUCUCCGUCAACUAGAGCCAUGGCUCUCUGAUUCACUACUCCAAAACAACCCUCUCGCCCCUGGCAUAAUGACCGCACCAGCGCCUGCGCGGCCCUCGGGCAGCGUCCAAGCCCAAUCAGGCUUGAACGACAGCGCGCCGGCACCACAACAGCAGUCGCAGCAGCCCGGUGCACCGGCAGCUCUUCACCAGCGGCCGCAGCCCGUCGCCUCGUCGUCGCGCAAUCCGCAGCUCGGACCAGACCCCUACUUUGCGUACCCGACCCCGACGCCAGACCAGAUCGAGGACGAGCUCCCGCCCUACUGGGAGACGGAAAACAUCCCCCUCGGACCCAUGCUCGACCGCCUCUCUCGCAGGGGAGACCGCGACCUCCGGACACUGGUGAUGAAGACGCUGCCGCCACUGCAACCUCGGCAAAAACCAAAGCAUAUUAUCGAGUAUGCCAAAACGACCAGACAGGCAGUGCUCAAGUACCUCGCCGUGCUACGAUGGAAGACGUCGGUCGACUUGGUCACUGCUGCUGCGGCAUCGGGGCUGCCAGUAGGCCCUACGCCGUCGUUUCCGACCCCACACUCGAAUGGAGAGUCGAACAAUACGAGCCCGGCGACACAUCCGCUCAAGCCAAAGGCGCGAGUGGCAGACGAUUCCGUUGCCCAAGGCAAAGUGACAGACGCCAGGCGCAUCCAGCAGUUCCUGGAGCACCAGAACUCUCAGCAUGAGGUCGCAAUCGAGCACAUCCGUCACGUCACAAAGCUGGUCGAGACGUUGCGAGAACGGAACGCGGAUCUCCUGACGGCAUUGUCCCUCCAGUCCACUGGCACCUACACGCGACUGCCGACAGCCUUGACAGAUUCCUUCGUUCCUCAACCUCCCUUGAACCCGCCAGCGGUUCUCGACACUGUGGAACGGCUCAACGAGCACCUGUUAUACCGACUACGCUGCGUCGACUAUAUUCCACCAGAGCUCGUGGUUGAGAAGGUGGCGGAUGGUCGUGUUCACGUCCGCGGUGGUGGAAACCAGGGAUGGCGCGCUCAGCUCAGUGUCGUCGGCUUUGAAGACGACAGUCGAUGGUGGCUCACUGGAUUGGAAUGGGCUUGGGGCAGCGAAGGCUCGCGCUCGUCUUUCUCUGCGGAAGAGCGACAGCAGAUUCUGGACCUCGCAAAUAUCGAGGUCUUGGCACCACGACCAGUCCUAGAAACGAAUGCUGCGUCAGAGGACACUGCGUUUGUUGAUUCGCCCCUUGUCCGCGUGUACAACUUGCUACAACACCUGUCACUGGCAUACCAGCUUGAAGUCCUCUUCUCCCAGGCCAUGGUUUUGAGUCAAGGUCGAUGGAGGGGCCAGCUCCUUGUCGACACUGAUCGGGCGAAGAAGGAGCUGCGAGUGCGGUAUUGGACGCCGAAGCGGCAACCACAACCUCAACCGGCCCAUGGGGCCGCUGGCAAGCGAACGCAGCCACCAUCAAGCUUGGGCACAUCGCGGACGCCUGCCCCUGUUGGAGGCACGUUAACCUUCUCCCUCACCGAGUCGUCCACCCCCAUCAGCGAGGCUGAAAAGAUCCUGCGGGAGACAGCCGCUUGUGGUGUCCAGCCCACUGAGCGUGCAGUGAACCUUGAGAUCAAGGUGCAAUGGGAGGUUGGAGAGGCUGGUGUCGGUGGUACCUUGACUGUUGGGGACUCGAUGGACCCAUCGAUUUUGAGCAUCAAUCCCAGCAAUCUCAGCAUGAAGGAGAUCUUGACAACAGCGACAAGGGCACAUGCCAAGCAUCUAUCCGAGGUGACAACAGCACCGCUCCUCGGCGUUCACCGUCUGACGCUCAACCCUCAAAAUCCCCCGCGGAUUGUCGAGUCCGAUUCCCCGACGCGCCCCCUCGCCCUCGUCGUUCCCCUGUCUGCACAGCAUGGCAACGCGCACUUCACAGUCGCCGUGUCGGCCACCACCGGCCUCAUCGAGAUUGAAGACACGAGCACCAAGGACAACGGUCAGGUGCUGGAGAACAACCGGAGCCUGCGGGCAAAACUCGCAACUGCGUCUGUCAAUGAUCACAAGACGAGGUUGGCAGAUGACCUUCACCGACUGUUAUCCGCUGUCAUUAUGGAGGACGUGGAGGACAACCUUCGACAGCUGGGUCUGUAUCCUGUGCGCCGUGUGGCAUUGAGAACACACGAUCUCGCCAAGACCGAUUUGCACCCGACGUCGACCGUGUUCGUGCCACUACCCGUCUCACAGUCGCAUUACUUUGUGUCCAAAGUAACGCAAGACGGGAUUGCGUACGAGCUUCUCAAGCUUCUUCGCGUCCCGAUGGACAACGGAGGUGGCCUCAAGAUGUCUGUUGGUGACCGGAUACCGAUCGAGCUGUCGAAGCUCAUCGAACGACGCAAGGCAAAGAGCCAGAAGAGGUCAUUGGAUGAGGACGGAACGGUCAACAUUCCCGACGAAUUCGACCCCGAGGACGCCUCGUGCCGUUUCCGAGUCGAUUCCAAGGACCUGCGAGACAUGUUCUACUACUGCAAUGCGUUGGUAGCGCAAACGAUGGUGGAGCAACAGCUCAAGGAUCGUGGAAUCCCGUACACCACCCACUUCCCCGAGGACACCGACUUCCCCGCCCCUCGCAGCCGCUCUGCCCUGGCAGGUAUGGUGCCAAACCUCUGCGUCAAUGCGAGCGACUUGUUCAAGGACGGCCGAACGGCAGAAGUGGCUGCCCCCAAGGUCUUCCUCGUUAUCAACGACUGGUGGAAGGGAGCCAAGUGCUCUGUGGAGACCAUUGUCCGCCUUCGCCACCGUCCGUCAGUCAACGACACGUCCCCUGCAAACGUUGCCCCAGCGUCAUCCACUGCGGCGCGAGCCGAAGGAAUCAGAUUUGACCAGGCGACGUCGACUGUGCGCUUCCGGGCUCCCAACGUCUCGCGAUGCGUCCCCGACUUCCUGGAACAGUGGGAGAGGCUCAGCAAGGUCAUCAUCGUCGCUGGCGAUGUCAACCGCCUCAACAAGACGGAGAAGUUCCGCGAUAUCCGCAUGCUCUCCUUUGACCUGUGCACCGCCACCCUCCAGUAUGCUCCAGGCUACCAGGUCGCCAUCACGUACACGCCCACAUCGGACUCGUACGAGGCGUCAUUCUUCCGCUCGUCUUUCAUCAGCUCCACACCUGCGGCUCCAUCCGCUACACCAGCUGUGGAUGGAGAGCCCAGUCCUCAUCAGUUGAUCGCGCCGUUACUGUCUCAUCACCUCAACGAGUUGACGGCACAGUCGCCGCAGGCUACAGACGCUCUGGGUAGCAGCGGGCAGCAAUUCAUCCAACUGCUCCGCGCAACGCUACCACUCUUGCUCGAGGUCGAGUCGCUCCGAGUGGCUACAGCGACCGAGUACCCCGUGCUCGUCGUCCGCUCCGUCACCCAAUACCGUCUCGUGUGGGAUCACGAGGGAACGACGCGGUAUGCCCUCGAUGCCACUCUCACCGCGGACUCGUCGCGCUUCCUCAUCACAGAUGCCUCUCAGCAGAGGCCCGGUAUCCCUCUGGACCUCACAUGCGGUCCGUUGAGCGCCAUCCCCAACCUCGAGCGCGCGGUUGCGAAGGGCUUCCAGGCCGCGCGUGUCGCCAAGGUGCACACCCCUGGCUCGCUUGCCUUCGGUACGCCUGCAGCUGCAAUGACGCCAGGAGCAGUGGCAGCCACUCCGGGCAAGACGCCGGGCCGCACGCCAGCUGCACUUGCUCCCACCCGAACGAUCGCGCCUGUUAUGCCUCCGGUUCUGAGACUGGACAAUGGAACGUCGAUACUGUGCAACGUCACAGUUGUACAAGAUGUGCUGAGAGCCAUGGCCGGUGAGAUUGAGACGGCGAUAGCGUCUGGCUUGAAGUAGAGAAACACAGGUCGUAUAGGCUCUGUAUGUAUCCAUGUACCCAUCG